AUGGGGAGCCAUCGAGUGAUUUUAAGCAGCUACUGGCCUGGUCAGAUUUGUGUGUUUAAAAGCCUGAUCUCUCAGAAGGGUGGAGGAUGUCCUGUGCAGGUGUGGGCAGAAGCCCCUGAAUUAGGGUCACAGGAGGACAACCCUUCCUACUGUCCCCCAGAGUGCUCGGGAGCUGAGGGCAGGCUAGCUCACAAGCUGUUCCGCGACCUCUUCGCCAACUACACAAGUGCCCUGAGACCUGUGGCAGACACAGACCAGGCUCUGAACGUGACCCUGGAGGUGACGCUGUCCCAGAUCAUCGACAUGGACGAGCGGAACCAGGUGCUGACCCUGUACCUGUGGAUCCGACAGGAGUGGACAGAUGCCUACCUACGAUGGGACCCGGAUGCCUAUGGUGGCCUGGAUGCCAUCCGCAUCCCCAGCAGUCUCGUGUGGAGACCAGACAUCGUACUCUAUAACAAGGCGGACGCGCAGCCGCCGGCCUCCGCCAGCACCAACGUGGUCCUGAGGCACGACGGCGCCGUGCGCUGGGACGCGCCGGCCAUCACGCGCAGCUCGUGCCGCGUGGACGUGUCGGCCUUCCCGUUCGACGCGCAGCGCUGCGGCCUGACGUUCGGUUCGUGGACGCACGGCGGCCACCAGCUGGACGUGCGCCCGCGCGGCGCCGGCGCCAGCCUGGCCGACUUCGUGGAGAACGUGGAGUGGCGCGUGCUGGGCAUGCCGGCGCGGCGGCGCGUGCUCACCUACGGCUGCUGCUCAGAGCCCUACCCCGACGUGACCUUCACGCUGCUGCUGCGCCGCCGCGCCGCCGCCUACGUGUGCAACCUGCUGCUGCCCUGCGUGCUCAUCUCGCUGCUCGCGCCGCUCGCCUUCCACCUGCCCGCCGACUCGGGCGAGAAGGUGUCGCUCGGCGUCACCGUGCUGCUGGCGCUCACCGUCUUCCAGCUGCUCCUGGCCGAGAGCAUGCCGCCGGCCGAGAGCGUGCCGCUCAUCGGGAAGUACUACAUGGCCACUAUGACCAUGGUCACCUUCUCCACAGCACUCACCAUCCUCAUCAUGAAUCUGCAUUACUGUGGUCCCAGUGCCCGCCCAGUGCCAGCCUGGGCUCGGGCCCUCCUGCUGGGACGCCUGGCACGGGGCCUGUGUGUGCGAGAACGAGGGGAGCCCUGCGGGCAGUCUAGGCCACCAGAGUCACCUCCCAGCCCCCAGCCUCCUGAGGGAGGGGCUGGCCUCCCAGCAAGCCCUUGCCGCGAGCCGCAGUGUCUGUGCCAUCAGGAAGCCCUGCUGCACCAUGUAGCCACCAUUGCCAACACCUUCCGUAGCCACCGGGCUGCCCAGCGCCGCCAUGAGGACUGGAAGCGCCUGGCCCGUGUGAUGGACCGCUUCUUCCUGGGCAUCUUCUUCUCCAUGGCCCUGGUCAUGAGCCUACUGGUGCUGGUGCAGGCCCUGUGAGUCUCAGGGGUCUGCUGCAGCCCCGGUACCUCCAGACAGGAACGGGAAGGCCAGGGGGUUAUUGGCCCUCAGAUGGGCCACCCAGUCUCUCCCCAUGCACCUAAGAGUCUGGGACACUUCUGGGAUCCUCUCUUCAGGAUCAGUGCUGAGUUCACAAACCAUGAGGGAGCACCUGUUGUCCACAUACCCUAACCUCUGAGGGAAAUUCAGAACUUGCUACUCCCCUAAUUCCUAAAGAGGAGGAACUCGAAGAAGGGUCAAGAUCCAAGCUCAGUCCUGGAGGCACAGAACUGUACUUGGAUGCUGAGCGUUAGAGGUUUCAGUGGGAAAGUGCAGGUUAUGUGAGAAACAGAACUGCCACAUUUCCUGUCUGCUCUUCUUUCCUCUUUUGCUGCUGUUACAGGCACUUGGUGUUGCCUGUCCCUGCCUGGGGGCUCGGG
Equus caballus (horse) is the source of this 1892-nucleotide messenger RNA. It is a transcript of the gene CHRNA10, whose product is annotated as cholinergic receptor nicotinic alpha 10 subunit. Gene Ontology annotation, molecular function: acetylcholine-gated monoatomic cation-selective channel activity; transmembrane signaling receptor activity. Lineage: Eukaryota; Metazoa; Chordata; Mammalia; Perissodactyla; Equidae. Gene Ontology annotation, cellular component: neuron projection; synapse; plasma membrane. The record is from RefSeq and is a predicted model, not a curated record. Gene Ontology annotation, biological process: regulation of membrane potential; monoatomic ion transmembrane transport; signal transduction.